Onthophagus taurus is the source of this 2074-nucleotide messenger RNA. RefSeq names its product sodium- and chloride-dependent glycine transporter 1-like. Gene Ontology annotation, cellular component: plasma membrane. Lineage: Eukaryota; Metazoa; Arthropoda; Insecta; Coleoptera; Scarabaeidae. The record is from RefSeq and is a predicted model, not a curated record. Gene Ontology annotation, biological process: sodium ion transmembrane transport; nitrogen compound transport; amino acid transport. Gene Ontology annotation, molecular function: glycine:sodium symporter activity.
ACUGUCAAGUUUUGAUAAUUUGUUAGUUAAAUUUUCAAACAGUUUGACAUAUUUUAAUGUCAUUCAGAAAAUUGCCUUUUUAAGCUAAAAUCAAAAAAAGAAAAUGUAUGGGGGCUACAUAAGGUAUUUAUUUCCUCCUCGUUCAUAUACACUACCGAUAAUACGAGGAGAUCGAGUGGAUUUAUUUAAAAGAAUAGCUGGGGUUAAUCCUGAAGAGGAAGAUGAAAGCGAUGUUCAAAUGUCCGCGAUCCAAUUUAUAACCGCCUCCACAAUGUAUCAAAUCAACAUUUAUUAUCUAAUUAUUUUUAUAGAUAUUUUACUUGCUUCUGGUGGAGUAAACGUUUUCUUCUCAUUUUUACCUUUACACAUUUUCUUAUCGAUUCCUUUACUCGUCCUUUUCAUAUUUAUGAGUAGUUACUCCAAAAAGGGAUUUUUAUGUAUGUGGGAAUGCGUCCCAAUGUUUUCUGGAUUAGGAUACAGUUUAUUAUUAUGUCGUUUGACUUUCGCGCUAUUCCAAGUUUUUUUUACAUUCGUGCCAUGUUUACUUCUAAUCGAUUUAAUGACAUCUCCAACUUUCUCGUAUAAUUUUAGAAAUUGCCCCGGGGAUACAAACAAUGUUUGUUUCCCAAUGUAUCCUUUAUUCCCGAUUAAUCGAACUUGCAACACCCCUGUUUUAGAACGCUCCUUUAACGAAAGCAUUUACAUGGCGAGUCAAUAUUAUUAUAGAAUUCAUAUUUUGGGGUAUCACCGACAUGAUUCAGUACCGCAAAUAAAAUUGUUACACGUUUUCGUAUCUUUUUUUAUCUGGGCGUUUGUUUGUGUAAUUUCAAUGUUUGGGGUUAAACGGGUUGUUAAAGUUACGAUGAGUAUUCAAUUAGUUUUGAACGCGAUUGCGGUUUUUUCUGUGUCUUAUGGGAUGAUGUUGGGGAGUGAUACGCCGAUUCCUCAAGUUCAUGAAUACAAUCGAAUUAAAAACAUGGAUUUUUGGGUUGAAAUAUUUGUUGUUACGACGGAUAUCAUUGUUAUUACCGAUAUGAUAUAUAUGGGGACGUUAAAGCCGAAAAGUUUAACAUCUUCACAAGCUGGCAUAUUAAUUGGAUUUGGAAAAGGUUUCUUUCUUAUCGUAGUCAUGUUUUUUACAAAUCGAUGUGCUCAUUUGAUAUUGGGGCAUUAUCGAUUUUUGGACACAAGGUGUCUUAUUGCGUUUGGUCAUGACGUAAUGUUUUCUUUUGUACCAGAUGUGCUUUAUAGGGUUCGUUUUGGUUUAGUACUAACAAUCCUUUGGUAUUUAGGAAUUAUAGUCUCAAAUAUAAACGUUUUGGUUUUGACAAUCAUCGGAAUGGUUAGUGCUAUAACAGAAAAAUUUAAAACAUUGAGAAGAUUCCGAUUGCUGGUUUUUUGUGGAAUAUGUGGAGCGGGCUUUUUAGGGAGUAUUUAUUUUUGUACAAACCUUGGGAUGAACACCAUUUACAUUUAUCGCACAUACGGGGAUCUUUAUUUUACGACGGCUUUCAUGAUCGUGAUCAAUUUGGCUUUGAUGUUUGUGUAUUCGAUUAAUAGGAUCAUGGAGGAUUACACAUUUACUUACGGGAAUCCCCCGAAAAAAUUUUAUGUUACUUCUUGGCAAACGUUUCCUCUAUUGGCAAUUUUUGUGUUUUUAUUUGUGGUAAGUUAUGGACAAGAACCAAGUCAAGUUUAUAUGACUCAAGGAACUUUAUUAUGGAGUUAUAUCCACACUGCGAUUAUGCUUAUACCGAUUUUUGUGCAAAUUUUAACAAAAUGUUUUAAGCAUCUUAAAUAUAGAACUUUAAAAACGGUCACUAAACCAGGUAGUUCUUGGGGCCCUGGGGAUGCUUUGUUGCGCCACGCAAGGAAAUACUUUUAUCCUCAAAGAGAUAUUCGUUACAGGAAUACGCAAUUAGUUUGCCAGCACAGAUGCAUUUAUAAUUCCGAUAAAUAUUUUGAUGAACAUGUUAAACAAAUUACCAAAAUGCGCGAAAUAAUUCACAAAAUGGGCUUAGAAAUUCGAAGAGAUGUAUUGAUGGAUAUGUAUAAAUAAAAAAUAUCAAAUAUU